This is a messenger RNA of Caenorhabditis briggsae, 996 nucleotides long. The transcript has 3 exons. The record is from RefSeq and is a predicted model, not a curated record. The coding region runs from base 1 to 996 and encodes 331 amino acids. NCBI's taxonomy places the organism in Eukaryota, Metazoa, Nematoda, Chromadorea, Rhabditida, Rhabditidae.
AUGAAUGCUAGUAGUAGCUGCUCGGACAUGGAAGCGAUUGCCACGUAUCUACCGCUUCGAAUCCUUCUAUUCUCAUUUAUCACCAUCGCUGUGGUCACUAUUCCAAUGAUAAUCUAUGUUAUCAAAAGAAUCAUCCGGAAUCCAUUGUAUCAUAAAAACACAAAAGUGGUGUUGGUGGCGCAUGCAAUUGCUCUGAUUGUGCAUUUUGCAGACAGGCUCAUCUUCCACGGUUGGGACCUCCACCGUUACAUCAUCAUACUUCCCGAUGUUCUAUCUCCUUGCGACAUCAUCUCCUCAUCCGAACGUUGCUUCUUCCUCCGAAUCAGUUUCAACUCAGCCAUGUGGUUCUGUGUAUGCACCACUCCUGCAUUAACCCUUGAACGAUACCUGGCCACCCGGAGAACCUUCUCCUAUCAAUCCGACAAACAUUCCUGGUCCCUGGUUCUUGGAUUUCAGUUUUUGUUGACUGCGUUUCUACUAGCGUUGAUUUAUUCUAAACAAAGUUUUGGAGGACAAGCGUUGUAUUGUAUGACCGCUAGUUCCAGUCUGCCUCUACAUGUGCUGGCGGUUUUUGUGAUCACAAUUAUCAUUCAAUUGGUUUCCAUCGGAUGGUAUAGACAUUUGGUGAAGAGGAAUGAGAAACUCCGCGAACUUCUCCAAAAAACCGGUGGCGACCUCAUACGAAAAUACCAAGUCGAAGAAACCCUCCGAGCCUUCCGCAUCCUUCAUCAACCCAUUCACCUUAUGUUCAUUUUCCAUUUCCUUUACAGUUCCGUCUCAUUUUUUGUCCUGUAUUUCAAUCCGUAUUUCUCGAGACCCUUGUACUUUUUCCUGAUGGAAGCUAACAUCUACCUUCCGGAAUAUUCUCUAGCGUUUGUUAUCACUUUUAUCAGAAUGGAGAACCGGGUCAGUGAUAAUAGCUCGCAGGGGCUGAGGAAGAGUAUCGAAAUUGAUACUGCAGUGUAUUUUGAGAAUUAUCAAAAGGAUUGGAAUUGA